UUGUUGCAGCUCAGUUGCUGAUGACAGAAGAGUGUGGAAAUGAGCUCGGAAAAGUGGGAAAACAAUGAGGAAAUUAGGAUUUUCCGGGAAUACUUGCGUAUACCAACGGUGCAUCCUGAUGUUGACUACACUGCCUGUGUGGAGUUCCUGAAGCGGCAGGCCAGCUCCUUAGAUCUUCCUGUUGAGGUGGUUUAUCCUGCUGUUCAAACGAAACCCGUUGUGAUCAUUAAAUGGCAAGGAAGUCAGCCGGAACUCUCGUCCAUUGUUCUCAACUCCCAUACGGAUGUGGUGCCCGUGUUUCGGGAAAAGUGGACUCACGAUCCCUUCGCUGCCGAUAUCGAUGAGGAGGGCAGGAUCUUUGCGCGAGGUACGCAGGACAUGAAAUCGGUGGGCACACAAUAUCUAGGUGCGAUUCGCCUGCUGAAAGCUAGUGGUUUCCAACCGAAAAGGACACUGUUUGUGACCUUUGUUCCCGAUGAAGAGAUCGGUGGCCAGCUGGGCAUGGCGGAGUUUGUGAAGACGGAUUACUACAGGAAAAUGAAUGUGGGUUUCAGCCUAGAUGAAGGCGCCACUAGUGAAAGUGACGUGCAUCAUUUGUUCUACGCCGAACGUUUGCGUUGGGGACUCAAGCUGAAAGCCAGUGGAACUUCUGGCCAUGGCUCGCUUUUGCUGCCCAACACUGCAGGAGUCAAGCUGAACUAUGUGGUCAACAAACUGACUGAAUUCCGCACAUCGCAAGUUGAGAACCUUGCCAGAGAUUCCAGCCUCAGCAAGGGCGAUGUGACCACCGUGAAUCUCACCCAAUUGAGUGGCGGAGUGCAGAGCAAUGUGGUUCCGCCGCUUUUUGAGGCGGUCUUCGACAUACGCGUUGCCAUUACUGUGGAUGUGGUUGCCUUUGAGAAACAGAUACGCGACUGGUGUGAGGAAGCUGGUGGCGGCAUUGAAAUUGAUUUCUUCCAGAAGGAGCCUUAUGUGGCGCCCACCAAGCUGGAUAAUUCGAAUCCCUACUGGCUAGCUGUCAAAGCCGCCAUCGAUGAACUUGGAUUGAAGGUUCAUCCCAUCGUUUGUCCCGGCGCCACCGACAGUCGUUUCAUUCGGGAGAAGGGCACCCCGGCCAUUGGAUUCUCACCCAUUAUAAACACCACCUUGCGGAUCCAUGACCACGACGAGUUUCUGCAGGCUGAUAUCUAUCUUAAUGGCAUUGAUGUGUACAAGAAGAUUAUUCGCAAUCUGGCAGAGGUAUAAAACAAAAUGUAUGAACUGUAUGGAUCGUUGUUAUAAUAAAGAUGGGCUGAUUACUAAA
Molecule: messenger RNA, 1303 nt
Organism: Drosophila yakuba
Lineage: Eukaryota; Metazoa; Arthropoda; Insecta; Diptera; Drosophilidae
Product: aminoacylase-1A
Exons: 4
Coding region: 40-1245 (401 amino acids)
Biological process (GO): amino acid metabolic process
Cellular component (GO): cytoplasm
Molecular function (GO): aminoacylase activity
Source: RefSeq, a predicted model, not a curated record